AUGACACCAAUUCUACUAGCAUCACUGAUAAUCCUUCCUCUUCUACUCAUCCUCCUCUGCCGAAAAAGUCGAAAAACUCAUGGCCCGCCUGGCCCUCCCGGGCUCCCUUUCAUCGGGAACCUCCACCAGUUCGACACUCACAACCCUCACGUCUACCUAUGGCGCCUGUCGUGCAAAUACGGGCCCCUCAUGUCCAUGAAAUUCGGAUCAAUCCCCGUGCUCAUUGUCUCCUCCCCAAAAAUGGCGAAAGAAGUGUUGAAAACUAACGACCUGACCUUCAGCAGCCGGCCCAAGCUCACCGGGCAGGCGAAGCUUUCCUAUGACCGUUUGGAUAUAGCUUUCGCGCCCUACACCGAGUCUUGGAGGGAAUUAAGAAAAAUCUGCGUCGUCCAUCUAUUGAGCAACAAGCAUGUCCAGUCGUUUAGGCCCGUUCGGGAAGAGGAAGUUUCUCGCAUGAUCGAGUAUUUGUCGGGAAAGGCAGGUUCGGGCCAAGCUAUCGACUUGAGCGAGACCCUCCUUACCCUGACGAGCACGUUGAUAUGUAAGGUCGCGUUUGGGAAGAUGGAAGGGUUUGAGAGAAGGAAGUUUGACGAGCUCAUGAUUGAGGCGCAGGUCAUGCAGACUGGGUUUAGCUUCUUGUCGGAUUAUCUGCCUUGGUUCGGUUGGGUGGAUAGGAUGAGGGGUUUGGUGGGUAGGCUCGAUAAGGUUUGCAAGGAUUUUGACGAGUUCUAUGAGGAGAUAAUCAGGGAGCGAUUGGGUUCGGGUAGGGGCGGAUUGGAGAAGGAUCCGAAUAUUCUCGAUCUUUUGAUCCGGCUGAAAGAGGAAGGGUCGUGCUCGAUUGAUUUGACGUGGAAUCAUGUGAAAGCCAUACUCAUGAACAUAUUUGUAGCAGGCUCAGAGCCCAGUGUAGCCACAAUAGUCUGGACCAUGACGGCCCUCUUAAAAAACCCAGCAAUAAUGACUAAGUUACAAAAACACAUUAGAGAAAUUGUUGGAGAUAAAGGCAAAGUAAAUGAAGAUGACUUGCCAAACCUGCACUUUCUAAAAGCAGUAAUCAAGGAGUCUUUAAGAUUAUACCCACCAACUCCACUUCUAAUUCCUAGAGAAACACUUGACAAGUGCACCAUAAAUGGCUACUCUAUUCCACCCAGGACAUUAGUCUACAUAAACGCAUGGGCAAUUGCUAGGGACCCCGAGUAUUGGGAGAACCCAGACGAGUUUCGGCCCGAGAGGUUCUUGGACACAAAUAUCGACAUUGUGGGGCAAAAUUUUGAGGUGAUACCAUUUGGGUCGGGCCGGAGGGGUUGUCCCGGGAUGGCUAUGGGGCUCGUGACAGUCGAGAUUUUGCUAGCCAAUCUUCUUUACUCAUUCGACUGGGAACUACCAUCAGGGAUGAAGAAAGAGGAUGUUGAUACAGAGGUUUUGCCUGGGAUUACUAUGCACAAGAAGAACCCACUUUGUCUUGUGCCUAGACAAGUAUAG
Striga hermonthica is the source of this 1482-nucleotide messenger RNA. Lineage: Eukaryota; Viridiplantae; Streptophyta; Magnoliopsida; Lamiales; Orobanchaceae. The record is from the annotation of a GenBank genome assembly.